AUGAAUGCUAUCGGCAGGAUCUCAGCUUUGGGCAUACUGAUCUCCAUCAAGAUUUUGGUGUCUGAUUCAAGUUGUUCAAUUACGGAACAGCAUCAGGAGCCAUGGGGUUAUCAGCAGCCAGAACAAAGUGAUGAUAAACAGCAGGAGCUACUUCCAGGAGAUGGUAAUAUUCUUGCUCAUGUAGUGGUUAUCACUGAGGAGAUGGAGAUAUUAAUAACGUGGAAAAUAACCCUCAGAGACCAGCCUCGCUGCACAAUAUCCUAUGAAGUAGAAACAGAGGAGAUCAGUGCAAUCAACUGUACCGACAGGAGAAUCACCCUGGCCUUCACACCUGACCAGAGUCCUGACAUUCACAUCGAUACAGUGGAACUCAGUCAUGAGGGGCAUUAUUCAUGUCAGAUGGCAUCAACUGAAGGGCAUUUCCAACAGAUACAUGACCUCCAAGUUCUAGGGGAAAAGAGAGCUGCAGUUUGUGAGGCCAUUGCUGGCAAGCCUGCGGCUCAGAUCUCUUGGACCCCAGAUGGGUGUUAUGUGACUAAGACUGAAUCACACAGCAAUGGAACUGUUACUGUGAGGAGCACAUACCACAGGGAGCACAGCAAUGUGUCUGCUGUGUUCUGCUUCGUCUCCCAUCUGACUGGCAACCAGACUCUGUCCAUAGAACAAAAUCAAGGUGUCACCAGCCCUCUGCAUUCCUUGCUGAUCAUUCUCUAUGUGAAACUUUCCCUUUUGGGGAUUAUUCUGCUCAUCCUAGGAUUUGCUUUCUUCCAGAAGAGAAAUUAUUUCAGGUAG
Molecule: messenger RNA, 792 nt
Organism: Cricetulus griseus (Chinese hamster)
Lineage: Eukaryota; Metazoa; Chordata; Mammalia; Rodentia; Cricetidae
Source: RefSeq, a predicted model, not a curated record